Camelus dromedarius (Arabian camel) is the source of this 415-nucleotide messenger RNA. RefSeq names its product translation machinery-associated protein 7-like. The transcript has a single exon. Lineage: Eukaryota; Metazoa; Chordata; Mammalia; Artiodactyla; Camelidae. The record is from RefSeq and is a predicted model, not a curated record. The coding region runs from base 120 to 353 and encodes 77 amino acids.
GUAAAACAAAAUUAACAACAACAAAAAAGCCCGAUUUUAAUUUUCUAGAAUCACAGAAUUUAUUUAUUGGUAGCCACAUUUUUAAAAGGGCAGGGUCUGAGAUAGAGGUGGCAGGUGCCAUGUCUGGCUGUGAAGGUAGCAAGAAGAAACCCCUGAAGCAGUCUAAGAAGGCAGCCAAGCAGAUGGACAAGGAAGAUAAGGCAUUCAGAGACAGAAAGAAGAGUAGAAAAAAGGAGCUACAAACAAAAGCUGUGGUAAAGAGUUCCCUGGCCACAGGUGGAAUUAAGAAGUCUGGCAAAAAGCUGUUCCUUGUGCCUGAGGCAAUGGCGAUCCUUAAUUCCAUUCCUGCUUAAACAUCUGGAUUCCUUUCCAUAACACCUGUUGCCACCUGUAGCUAGAAUGAAGUGCUGACUUG